Cucurbita moschata (crookneck pumpkin) is the source of this 1949-nucleotide messenger RNA. Its product is annotated as zinc finger CCCH domain-containing protein 34-like. The record is from RefSeq and is a predicted model, not a curated record. The transcript is spliced from 3 exons. Bases 157 to 1812 code for a protein of 551 amino acids. Gene Ontology annotation, molecular function: metal ion binding. NCBI's taxonomy places the organism in Eukaryota, Viridiplantae, Streptophyta, Magnoliopsida, Cucurbitales, Cucurbitaceae.
AAUUUAAAAUGAUCUCCGCCAUGUAAAAUAAAAAAAGGAAUUGAAAAUUGAAUUCCAUGGAAGGCCGUCUAUGACGAUGAUUUUGUUGCUGCUCUUCCACUUCUCUUACGCUCUCUCUUCUUCUUCUUCUUCCAAUUCCUUCUGAGAAGAACACCAAUGGGGGAAGAUUUGCGUAAACGUAACACUGAUUGCGUCUAUUUCUUGGCUUCACCUCUUACCUGCAAGAAGGGUUUUGAUUGUGAGUAUCGGCACAGCGAGAUUGCUAGGCUGAACCCUAGAGAUUGUUACUACUGGCUGGCGGGAAACUGCUUAAAUGCAGCCUGUGGUUUUCGGCAUCCGCCAAUGGAUAGUCCUGCUGGAGCAGUGUUAGAAUCUUCUCAAUGUUCUGUACCUGUGAACAAGACAAUCAUUCCCUGUUAUUUUUAUUUCAAUGGCUGCUGCAGUAAAGGUGAUACAUGCUCUUAUUUGCAUGCCAAUGAUAUUUCUCUUGCUACAAGAUCUACAAAGACAGUAUUUCCUAGCGGCAACGCGUCGUCCUCUGAGGAUAAAACAGCUUCAGGAAACAAAAAAGGACUAGCCUCUACCGACGCAGAUGCAUUUCUUCAUCCAUCGAAGAACGUAGCUGGUCCGAAAAUUGAUGUUACAUUUCAAUGCUCGAGUCUCGGUCAACCUUCUGAAAAUGUUUCACAUCAAAGUGCCUCUGCAAAGAUCUUGUUGCUUGAGUGUGAAAAAGUGGCUGUUGAUGAGCUUGUCUCCUCGUCUCCAGCUGUGGGAUCUAAUGACAGUACAUCUCAUAUACAUGCUGUUGCAGAUCAGAGUUAUGAGGAGCCGAUGACGGACAGUACUGAGGAAGGCAACCUAUCCCCUGGCUUUGACGUCGUCGUAGGUGAUGGGUCGGGGAAUUUGGCUAGCCACGAUGAUCCAGAGUACAUCCUGUCAACUAAUCUGGAACAGAGAGAACAGGAUCCCGGAUUGUGCAGGGAAAACUUUGAAGACCAUAUUGCCUAUGAGCCAAUGCAUUCUGAUUUAGAACUUCUUUAUGAACAUGAGAUGCACUCAUACAACCACUUAGAGACCGAACCUGUUCUUUUCAAUGACAGAAACAUCAUCAGCUGUCCGAGAGGGAAACUCAUCAAGUCCAUGUUUUCUCAAAAGAAAAGGCUCACCCUCGUGAAUCUAGAUUCGGAGGAAUGGAAUCAUGCCGACCUUCGAAGCUAUCUGCAGAGAGACAGCGUUUCUGGCAACCGUUCGAUUGUUAGUUUAUCAAGGAGAAGAAAUCAAUUGUCAUGUCGAAUGAGUGGAAACUUUGUGAAACCUCGGAAGCCUGGUUUGUAUCAACCACCCCUUGGAAGAAGACUAGCAUUACAGGUCGGGAAGAUUUCUAGAGUAUCACCUCCAGAAAACAUAACCUUUUCAAAUGGUUUUAGUCAAUAUGGAUCGUUCAGACACUCAAGACAACACAGACCCUGCGGUCACUACGACGAGUACGCUCCGACCACACCACAACAAACAUUGUCAAACAUGUCAAGAAAAUCCAUCUCGAGGGAACCUGUCGUAAGGGAUCGUGGAUUGAAUCCGAAGUCAGUUCCAUUCAAAGGACCGAAAACCCUUUCGCAGAUCAAAGAAGAGAAGCGAAAAGUAGAAGAAAAUGGAGGGUUCUCAAUCGAAAAACGCCGUUCGAUCGGAGCUGCAUCAUCUUCUACCGACUUUAGAGGGCCAAAACCUUUAAGUGAUAUCCUGAAAGACAAAAGGAAGGUGGAGGAGGAGGAGGAGCUGGUGAAGGAAAUGAAUAGAAAUCAUAUAUUGCUUUAGUUAGUGUUAGCUGAAACAGAAGCUCAACUUGAGUGUCUAUGGCGGCCUUGCCAUUCUUUUAACGGUCUUCAUUCAGUAUUUGAAUGUAUGCAUCUGAUCCUUAAACUUCCAUAUUCAGUUUAGGGUAAAAUUGUUUU